AUGCUCAAGCAGACUGUCACCAAUCUGAUCGCUACCGGUCUGGUCUACAAAAUGGGCGAUCACCUGUUCGUCUCCGUUCCAGCACAAGAACCAAAAGCUAAGGUGGCAGUGGAGUGCCAGACGGGAACAUCGAUCAUCGCUCAUGAAGAACCAGAGAAAAAGGAUCGUUUCGGCUUCAUCACCCGUAUCUUCUCCAAGAAACCACACAUAACAACAACCGCCAAGUCCAAUCAUCCCCAAACGGUGGCAGUGGAGUGCCAGACGGGAACAUCGAUCAUCGCUCAUGAAGAACCAGAGAAAAAGGAUCGUUUCGGCUUCAUCACCCGUAUCUUCUCCAAGAAACCACACAUAACAACAACCGCCAAGUCCAAUCAUCCCCAAACGGUCGCCUUUUCCACGAAAUUCGUUCCCGAUUGGGACCAACAGAAACAGCUGGCACCAACUGCGUGCAGGUAUCAGGCUACUCAAAGACGGACCCAGCAUGUCAUCGAAAAAACAGAACAUCGACGUCAACCAAAGUGCGAGCGAAUUCAGAUCACUUCAUCAUCGGAAUGCCUUGAUUAUGGUCCGAUUGAUCCUCCAGAAUGCUUGCCGAGAAAAGUCGAAGUGAUUGAAGACAUGCACAGUCGUCGCAAGCGUCGCGUAAAACGAAAGGAGAUUCGCACCUCAACGCCAGUAGAAGCCUCGGAUUCGGCUUAUUCUGCUUCUCCAGUUCAGACGGAUUCGAACGAAGAACAAGGCAUUUGGAGUGAGCAGGACGACAAUGAGGUGAAUCACACGUACAUGAAUCUCGCCGCAGCGCACGACUCCACCCAAUUCGAAGAAGUUCCGACAAUUGUGUGCCCCUCAGGCCGGCAAUAUUUCCCAAAUCUAUGA
Molecule: messenger RNA, 876 nt
Organism: Cooperia oncophora
Lineage: Eukaryota; Metazoa; Nematoda; Chromadorea; Rhabditida; Trichostrongylidae
Source: the annotation of a GenBank genome assembly